Cydia splendana is the source of this 998-nucleotide messenger RNA. RefSeq lists its product as uncharacterized. Lineage: Eukaryota; Metazoa; Arthropoda; Insecta; Lepidoptera; Tortricidae. The transcript is spliced from 2 exons. The record is from RefSeq and is a predicted model, not a curated record. Bases 18 to 881 code for a protein of 287 amino acids.
UUUGUGGAUCAAACAAAAUGGAGGAAACGCCCGUAAUGACCCUGGGCUUGCAGCCUCCUAAAGGAUACAAGAUUGAAGAUGCGGAGGCUUGGAAAAAAUACAAGCAGAUGUUUAACUUAUAUAUACAGGCCACGGAUUUGGAACAGGGGACCGAUGAAAAAAAGGUAGCCAUUUUCUUAACCUGCGCGGGAGAAGACAUUUUAGAGAUUUACAAUGGUAUGAGUGACACUUCUACAUUAAAAUGGGCUGAGUUGCUUAAAAAGUUUGAUGACCAUUUUAAAAACAAAACUAACACCGUCGUGAACAGCUACAGAUUUUAUAAUUUACGACAAGAGCCAGAUGAACCGGUGGAACGAUUUGUUUUAAGAUUGAAGAAUGCAGCCAAGACAUGUAACUUUAAAGAAGAAGAUAGAAUGGUAAGAGAUAUGUUAGUGAUAGGUGUGAGUGAGACGGGCAUUAAGGAGAGAUUGUUACGAGAGAAGGAACUGAGUUUGGAUACGGCACUAGAAUUAUGCAAGGCUGCUGAAUACAGCAAGAAAAAUGUAAAAGAGCUGGAAGAAAAAGUACAGUCAGUAAAUAUGGUAAGAGAAAGUUCUCGUUAUAGAAAAGAUGUAAAGAAACCGAUUCAUUACAAUUGCAGUUAUUGUGGUAAGAAACAUGAGCCAAGAAAAUGUCCUGCGUAUGGGAGAAGAUGUACUGUGUGCAACAUUUAUAACCAUUAUGCAGAAAUGUGUAGAUUUAAGAAGAAAGAAGAGAAACCGCAGCAAAAACAAAGAUCCACAAAAAACAAAGUUGAUGGCAUCAGGGAAUCUACAAAUGACAGCGACUGCAGUUCGGAAGACUUUGUAGUAGACUCUGUAAAAGUGUCUUCACAGUACUAGACAUGAAGGAUGGGUUUUUUCAAGUGAGUUUGGAGGAUGAACAAAAACUCUGCACCUUCGGUACUCCCUUCGGAAGGUAUUUUUUCAAGAGAAUGCCAUUCGGCAUUUCUUCAGCUC